Molecule: messenger RNA, 495 nt
Organism: Diorhabda sublineata
Lineage: Eukaryota; Metazoa; Arthropoda; Insecta; Coleoptera; Chrysomelidae
Product: protein FAM200C-like
Exons: 1
Coding region: 1-495 (164 amino acids)
Source: RefSeq, a predicted model, not a curated record
AUGUGCGGAGAUGAAAGUUCUAAGAAAUUACAAAAGAUACCAUUAUCAAAUGAUACAAUUCGUUUACGAAUUAAUGAUAUGUCAUUUGAUAUUCCUGCUAUAAAAAUUGCUGGUUUAUUUAGUAUUCAACUGGAUAAAACGACAGAUGUAAGUGAAGAUGCUCAACUCAUGAUUUACGUGCGGUAUCCAGGCUUAACAGAUAUACAGGAGGACAUUUUAUUUUGCAAACCAAUGUCAACAACAACUAGAGUUGAAGAUAUUUUUCUUAUAGUCGAUUCGUUUUUUAUAGAAGAAGGAUUAAAUUGGAAUCAGUGUUUCAGUAUUUGCACUGACGGUGUAGCUGCCAUGACAGCAUCUCAAAAGGGAUUUUCGACAAGAGCAAAACAAAUGAAUCCACAAAUUAUAUCGAUUCAUUGGUUGUUACAUAGACAAAAUCUUGCUUCAAAAAAAUUAUCACCCGAAUUAUUUAUCGUUUUGGAUGAAUUGUUGCGGUAG